Messenger RNA from Anopheles maculipalpis, 1545 nucleotides. RefSeq lists its product as uncharacterized. The transcript has 4 exons. Bases 1 to 1536 code for a protein of 511 amino acids. The record is from RefSeq and is a predicted model, not a curated record. NCBI's taxonomy places the organism in Eukaryota, Metazoa, Arthropoda, Insecta, Diptera, Culicidae.
AUGGAGGAAUCUCGGUGUCGGUUUUCCAUAGUGAUCUUGAUAACGUUCUUGAUUGUGCGAGUAACAAACGUCUUAGGCGAACAGGAACAGCUGGAAGAAAUCGUUCACCAACCGUUGCACUGUGACCGCAUUGAUAAUUCACAGUCGGCUCUAGUGAGUGGUAAUGAUUGGGGAUCGUUUCACGGUAGAAUAGGAGAGCGGAUACUGCGCUGUGAUUGUCACGAAAGUGUCCGACAGCGACGUAGCAACGACGAGUACGGAGAGCAACGGCCUAAGCUUCGAAGCUCGCCCUUUGUACUGCCAGCAUUCCCAGCAACUACGGUAGCGACCGAUAUACUCAUUGUCAACUGUCAACAACUGCUCGUACCGGGCGGUACAUUUCGCUCGAUCCGUGCCGAAUUUCUACCACGCACGAUACGCUUUGUCAACAUUGAACAGUUGACGCUGGAAUCGUUUGCCUUCGAAAGUGGUGGUAGUCAAACAAUUGGGCAGCAGGUGAAUCCACACGAUCCUCACCCGAUACUAGGACCGAUUACGCUCAGCAUUGAGCGGUGUCAGUUGGACGAACUUCCAGCUAAUGCGUUCCAUGGAGCGGCCCUACGUUCGGUGUUAUUUAGUGCAUCGAGUAUUGGAGCUAUCCGACCGCUAGCUAUCAGUACACGCUUUCAGCAGUUUAUUUUCUCCAACACUGUGAUUGGCCACUUUGCUAGACACGCAUUCAAGCGCGCGCAGAUGGAGCAGUUACAUCUGCAUAAUGUGACGAUGACCGGCGCUUGGACAUCUCAAGCCUGGCAAGGACUCAUCGUUAGCAAUUCGAUACAGAUACAAAAUUGCGGGUUUCAGCAAACCAUUCAUCCUGCAGCUAUUACAGAGAGCAGUACCGAAGAACUCCUUCUUCAAGGAAACACCUUCAAUGACUCCAUUGCUGACGAAGCCUUCCAGCUGGAGGUUAAAAAUCGAAUACGUUUGAUUGAUAACACGUUUACCGUACUAUCGUCCAAUCUUUUCAGAGGUAUUAGAAUAUCUAACGAUUCAGCAUGGAAUGCACAACCGAACAUUCUUCUCGAGCGCAACCUCAUCGACACAUUCACAGCUUCAAACGAUGCGCACACCUUUCUAAUGUUUCCACGCAAUUUCACCGUGAGCCUGGAAAACUUCCGCAUCGCCCAGCUGGCGACAUGCGAAAGCACCAACGUGUCUUUCCCUGCGUGGGCAGAAAUCUAUUUUCUACAACCAUUCGCCACAGCAGGACGCAAUCAUCCAGAAUCAUACAUCUCGGUGGAACAGUUUCGUUCGCAGGAAGGUUGUGAUUCGGGAGGACCAGAUAUGGUGCUAGUUAUCGUGCUGGCCACACUACUAGGAGUCUCCAUCUUGGUAGCUAUCGCUGUGGGUCUGCUAUGCUGGAGACAUCAGCGAAAGCGACAGCGGAUGUUACUACUUGAGCAAAACUUAGUACAUCCCGUGCCGAGAACCUAUCGCGAAACACAGAUCCUACUAAAGCUCGAAACGGUCGGACAGCUGAAGACGGAUUUUUAAGGAUAGCUU